This is a messenger RNA of Cordyceps militaris CM01, 1485 nucleotides long. RefSeq names its product lipase/esterase, putative. The transcript has 2 exons. Gene Ontology annotation, molecular function: hydrolase activity. Lineage: Eukaryota; Fungi; Ascomycota; Sordariomycetes; Hypocreales; Cordycipitaceae. The coding region runs from base 1 to 1485 and encodes 494 amino acids. The record is from RefSeq and is a predicted model, not a curated record.
AUGGUCUUGCAGGCGGACACGGACCCCAAGGUCACGCAGGCCCUCAUUCAGUCGGCCAAGUCGAAAUACGCAUGGAACGCCGUGCGACGCAUCCCGCUGGCGGCGUGGGUGGCGACGCAGCACGCGCUGGGCUGGUCCGAGCAGUCGCAGUACGUCGACCUCUGGACGCGCCUCGUCGUCGGCGUCGGGCAGUCCUUCUUCUCGGGCCAGGACGGCCCGACGUCCAUUGCCGAGCUGCAGGCCAUGACGCUGCGGCCGCGGAGCGUGCCCGGCCAGACGUGGAUCAGCAAGUACACGUCGCCGCCGCCGCCCGAGACGGGCGCCGUGGACGCCGUCAUGGGCGCCGUCAAUAGCAUGGUGCGGCUGGAUCCGGACGUGGCGCGCCUGACGAGGACGCCCGGCUACGUCCCCGUCGAGGCGGAAUGGACCGCGUACAGGCCGGAGGCGGGCCCUUUGCCCGAGGUGUCGGAACAGGAAAGGUAUGUAGCGAUGAUGAAGGAUGUCACGGAGCCGACGACGAUCGUGUAUCUUCAUGGGGGCGGGUACUUGAUGCUGGAUCCCAAGUCGCACCGGCCGUUUCUGAAGCAGUUGUGCAAGCGUACCGGCGGUCGCGGCUAUUCUGUGCGCUAUCGCCUCUCGCCCCAAGGAGUCUUUCCAGCCGCCCUGUUGGAUGCGUUUGUCUCGUAUCUGACUUUGCUGUAUCCACCGCCCGGUGCAUUCCACGACCCCGUUAGACCAGAGCACAUUGUCAUUGCUGGGGACAGCGCCGGGGGAAACUUGACUCUGUCACUGUUGCAGCUUCUUCUAGAACUGAGACGGCAAAAUGUCCGCGUGGCGUGGUACGGCGAGGAGCGCGCCGUUCCGCUCCCCGCCGGCGCCGCCUGCAACUCGCCGUGGCUCGACGUCACGCACAGCCUCAUCCCGUACGGCGGCGACCGGCCGCGCAAGUACGACGUGACGUCGCUGCCCGUGCCGGAGACGGGCUGGAUGCCGCGCACGCGUGCGGACCACCUCUGGCCGGCCAGCCCGCCGCGGCUCAACUUUUACGCCGACGACCACCUCGUCGCGCACCCGCUCGUGUCCGUCAUCGGCACGCGCGCCGAGGACUGGGCCGGCGCGCCGCCCGUGUACAUCUGCACCGGCUGGGAGCACCUGGGCACCGAGGCGCGCGUGUUUGCGCGCCGGCUGGCCACCGGGACGGACGUGCCCGUCGUGCUGGACGACUACGAGGCCAUGCCGCACUGCUUCGCGCUCAUCCUCCAGACGACGCCAACGGCGGAGCACUGCUGGCGCGGGUGGUCGGCGUUUAUCAGGCGCUGCGUCGACGAGCCGGGGCGCAUCAGGAGCAAGGCCACCAGGGUCAAGCCAAAGACGCUGGUGGAAGAGGAAGUGGAUUUUGAGGAGCUGCUGGAGAUGAGCGACGAUGAGGCGCGGGCCAUUUUUGAAUCACAAAGCUACCCUUUCAAAGUUGCACCUCGAUUAUAG